GGGUGUUCAGCUUCACCCCCCAGAGGUAGACAUGGCAGCCUGUGGUCCUGGGGGCUCACUCUUACAAGGCUUGUGUAUAAGUUUACCGUCUUCAUAUCGACAAUUAUUCCUUCCAACAUGUACGAAGAUUCAACAAAUGAAUUAUGCCAAAGCUCUAGGUGCUGGUAGGAAGGGAAAAGGUAAACUUGGACCAACUGUAGAAAAGGUGCGUCUGCCAGUGGAGACCGACCCUGAGAAGCUGGUAAACAAUGUGUGCGGGUCCCAUCCAGUGAAGGAAAAUCGUGAAGAUAUUAUACUCAAGGAUGACUCGGAGUAUCCAGAAUGGCUAUGGACACUUAGAACUGGUAAGCCCCCACCGAUGAAUGAAUUGGACCCUAAUUCUAAAGAGUAUUGGAAGCGUAUAAGAACUAUGGCCAUGAAAGAGAAGAAUCUGCAUAAGAAAAUAAAGAAAUUCUGAUGGUCUUAUGUCCAAAUAAAAACAAUUGUAUAUUAGCAAUUAAAAUGUUAAAUAUUAGUAGAAUGUGGGAUGCUGUAUGUACAGUACUUGUGUAUUUUAUGAAAGUUAUGAUUGAAAGUUAAAAUUAUAAAAGAUAAUGUUGAAAGUAAACUUAUAUAUGUUUGCUGUUUUAUAUGAAAAUAAAAACGUCUUUAAAGUUA
Molecule: messenger RNA, 657 nt
Organism: Homarus americanus (American lobster)
Lineage: Eukaryota; Metazoa; Arthropoda; Malacostraca; Decapoda; Nephropidae
Gene: mRpL54
Product: 39S ribosomal protein L54, mitochondrial-like
Exons: 4
Coding region: 32-457 (141 amino acids)
Cellular component (GO): mitochondrial large ribosomal subunit
Molecular function (GO): structural constituent of ribosome
Source: RefSeq, a predicted model, not a curated record